Messenger RNA from Xyrichtys novacula (pearly razorfish), 15880 nucleotides. The record is from the annotation of a GenBank genome assembly. NCBI's taxonomy places the organism in Eukaryota, Metazoa, Chordata, Actinopteri, Labriformes, Labridae.
UUUCACAUAAAUACACCCAUUUUAUUGAGUAAAGUGCAUUUCAGAGCACAUGAACUGAGGACGAUAACUACUAAGUUGCGUAUGAACAGAAAAUAUCAAAUAUUAAUUUGCACAAAAUGGGGACCAGCAAAAAAUGAAAAAUUUUACUUAUUUGCAUCUCUGCAUUCAGAGCAUAUUCAGAAGAACCUGAGGAGGACCAUGCAACAGCAUGGACAAAAGUGAAUAAAUAUCAAAUUGCAAAAAAUAAAGACCAUAAAAAAAACAAAUGUAAUUUUACUGCUUUCAGGCCACAUUACUAAGAAACUGAGGAGGACCACAACCUUUCAUGCCUUUCAAAAUAAGCUAGUUUUCAAAAUAAAAGACAUGUCAAACAUCAGAUGCUCAUUGAAUAUUUACUUUUUUGACCAGCUGUUCGCGACCCAUCCAGAACGUGUCUGUGUCCGAAAUGGAUCCCUAACCCCUAUAUAGGCGACUAUAUGGGUUUUUUUUGAGGGGUGUCCAAAACCUGAGAGAUCAAUUCCAAUGCCCCAUAUAGGUGACUCAAAAUUUCCCAUAGAGCAUUGCAAAAUAUAGUGACCAUCCGAUGGUCACUAACCGGUGGUGGGCAUCCCAUCAUGCAUUGCGUCUUGCCAUGUAGUGUCCGAAACCUCUGGUAAUUGAGCUCACUACAUAGUCAGCUAUAUAGUGAAACCCCAUAUGGGGUUAGGGAUUCAUUUGGGACACAGCCAGAGACUCACUUUUGGGUCGGGACCAUAGACUGUAUAUACUAUGGACAACUUGGUUCCGCCUUCCACCAGUAUACGGAUUUGAAGCCAAAAAGCUCUGGGUAUUUCCAGGUUUUUUUCUCCAUUUCCUGCAACCAACAUUGUGCAGUAGCGCUGUACGCACUCCACCACUUGCGCAGUUGCAUUGUACGCAUUCGGCAGGAGAGUCGCCUAGAGUCGCUGUGAUAACGCUCGCCUCAAAUAACGUAUCCCCCGGUUCAGCUAUGCAAUCCUUGAAUGCCCAUAGGCUGUAUCAGGUGUCAAUCAUAGUAAACAUGAACCCCCUAAUAACUUUUAAAAAUUGAGCUGUACAGAAAAAAGAGGACUUGAGCACAAACCAGUCUUACAAUAACUACAUGUCAACAUCCCAAGCAGCAGGAAAAAGAAUUAUAUUCUGUGUAAUAACUUUCUAAAGUUUGUUCACAGCCCCAUAAGCUUUGCUGUUGGAGGUGGGAUUUAUGACCUAUACUGCAGCCCGUCACCAGAGGGUGCUGUUCUCGGAGUGGCUUCACCCAGAGAGGAGGCAGACAGCGUCCAUUCUAUAUACAGUCUAUAGUCAAACAUCAGAUGUGCAUUAAAUAUUUACUUUUUUGACCAGCUGUUCGCGACCCAUCCAGCACAUGUCAGCGACUUACUUUUGGGUUGGGACCCACCAGUUGAGAAACACUGAUCUAAAUGUAUAUUAUAUAAUAUUCACUUUACACUGUCUUUAGGCCUAAAAACACAUUUUUUUAACAAGCUUUCUGAUACUGUAAGGGGACUCUCUGGUUAUGUUCUUUUUGUUUAUAAUAAAGUUUAUAUUUUGUCAAUCUCAAUAUAAUAAUAAUUCAUUAUGAAUAUUUUGCUUAUCUUGACGAUUCCUGGGAGUUAGUUUCAGGAACUGAAGAGCACUUUCGUCUGAGCAACUGGUUGUUGUUGUUGUUGUUGUUGUUUCUCUGCUCACAGCUGGCGUUAUGAUCGUGGGAUACACUAGUUUCGGAUCAAUGAAGUUGUCCGAGUUCUUACUUUAGUAAACUACAACUCCUAUGCUGCUUUCCGCGUGUUUGAUGACGUUACGAGGGCAUUUCCCGUAGUAACCUUUCCCGUCUGUCUGUCUGCCUGCUGCUGGUGCAUUUGCGCCUCCUGUCUUAGAGGUGAAGAAGAGUUUACUUUCUAGAGUUCAGGGUUUGGUAUCGGUGUUCGCCCAGGAGUAAAGGGUUUGCCGAGGCUGAAAGCCCCUCUUCACGGAGCCAAGAUGCUGAACAUGUGGAAGGUCAGGGAGUUGGUCGACAAAGCGUGAGUACCCUUAGACUUUUAAUACCCGUGAUCCGUGUCUGUGGGUUACCUGUUUGAAAAAGACACGUACCCAAAACUUUGACGUCACGCCACUCUAACAAGUUAGCUAGCCUGGAUGCUACUAUAGCGAGUUAGGUAGCUCACUUUGACAAACACUCUUCGUCUUUGGGGCAGAUACACCCUCCUUCUUCGAGUCCUUUUCGUCCGGCUUUUCUGUUAAUAAAAGACAACAGUCACGUCGUUAUAAUAUCACGAGGCUUUGGUGUUAAUUGUUUACCCCCUCCCGACUGUUUAAGAUAACUCUCAUAGCUAACCCCAAGCUAGCUAAUUAUGAAGCCUGUUUGCUAGGUGGUUAGCCGACCAGGCUAGCCUGCUGAGCUAGUUUGACAGCUCCUGGACUGGACUUAGCAGCGCGGUAACACUUCCACUGUAAAACAGCGUUUAGACUUUGAUCUAUUAAAAUAUACCUCAUAAAUAGAUAACACUGCUGUCAGAUAUGUAUAAAGACGAGCAUAAGUAAGGUCACAACAACAGACACAUUAAUUCAAUCAAUAAUCAAUACAUGUUUACUUAAACGUAAAUGUUAAAUAACCACGCGGUUCUGCUUUAUCAACUCAUUGCAAUUUAUUUCACCGGUGGACAACAAGUUUAUAGUGUAACACCAGAGGACGUAUUAAUCACUGACCACUGAUUCUGCACGGUUUUGCAACUUGUUGGGGGAUUUCCAGAUCCUUUUCAGUGCCUGGAUUUUCAGGGUCGAAUCAUGUUUAGACACAUAAGUCACUGUUUACCUUUCCAGCAGGUGAUUUUUAACGUCUCCAAUGAGGAAUUUAUGGUUUUGCAGCCCCUGUGGACUCUGUCUUUAAAACCACACUUGUGUAAAUCUUGUCUAAACAAUUAAAUGUACUUCAGUUUAACAAUACAUAUGCACAAUAAGGCUGUCAGCAGCAUGCAAAACACUUCAACUGACACCUACCCCCCUGUCAGCAGGUUCAGACAUUUGAAAUGACUGUGUAGAAAUAGUCCAACUAUGAGCUGAUGGUUUUAGCUCAUUUAAUAUUACAUUCUGGCCUGUUGUACUGGCCGGCUGGCUAAAAACUCAUCACAGACAGUAGCUUUGAUAUGGAGAUAUUUUUCACCUUUGAUAAAGAGAGAGGAGGCAUGUAAUACACAAUACCUACCUACUCUGACUGAACAUUAGUUAUUUGCAUACUCUGAAGGCAGUGACAGUCAGAGCCUGUUCCAGAACCUGAAACUUUCUACCUGCCAUCUCUAAACUCUACAGGCUACACCUUUAAGAGUGUUUCCCCGCAUGUGUUCUGCUUUGUUUUCUGGUUUUGCAUUGAGUUGAUGAGUAAGCAUGAGCAUACUGUUUUGUAAUGUUGGGACUGUAUUGAGCAAUUACACAAUUACACAAUUCUUAAAGACUUAAUAGUUCAAUCUACCAACCCACAUGGUAGCAGAGCUAUCGUCUCCUAGGAGUUUGACUAUCUGAAUCGUGAGUUAAUUACAUGAGAGAGACAUGUGUUUGAUGGUGGCAGGUGAAGAACAGUAAGAAAGAAAGAAAAAAAGAAUUAAAAAUAGAAAUAAAGGGCCUUUCCACAACCAUUUCCUUCUGAUUUCUCAGAAAUCAUGGGCGAUGAAAAAGGAUGUAUUUUUUUUUUUUUACAUCUAAAAGUGGUCACUCAUUGACUAAAAUAACAAAACAUUUUUUCAAAUAGUCUCUAUCAGCUGUGAGUCAUUGCAGUAACUGGCAUAAUGCAACACUUCCUGUUAUACUAUCAGGAUUUGCUGAGCAACAACAUGCAUUGAAAUGUUUUGUCCUGUUUAAAAAUAGAUCUUCCACUGAUGAAAGAAAAGCUGAACGUAUGAAUUAUAGAACAAAAUUGGCUUCAUGUGUUACUGCGAGGAGUGUUUUUGAGCCCUACAGCAGUGUAACGGAAAUUUGUGUGAUGAUGUGUCACUGUAAGUAUCACAACUUCCGUUUAAUCUGCUGAUAUCUAGGACAGGAGCCACCUCUGAGAAGAGAUAAGCAAUGCAUCACUACAUCGCAUCCUCAUGCAUUUUGCUCGCCUCUUCAUGCAAACAGUUUGUAGCUAAGAGGCAUGAAGUUUGUAAUAAUGUGCAAAGACUAUGAAAACUUUUUUAGGAUACCUGCAGACUACAGUAAAACACAAUGGCUUCCUUUUUUAAACUCUGGUGAAGUCUUAACAUGAACUGAGUCAGGUUUAACCAAAAGAGCAUUGGCAUCAAAAUUCAGUUCAGUACAAAUGUAGGCUUGAUAUCUGUCUAGGUGCCCCUGUAGUAUACAGUUACUGUAACUCACAGUUCAACUUGGAGGUUGAUUUUAAUCAACUGUGAAAAUGCUCCUGGCAUGGUUACAUUCAAAUACUGUUGUUGGCAUAGACUCAUUUUUUACAAAAGAGAGGACGUUGUCAGUAUGGUAACUCUACCCUGCAGCAGCAGUCGUAGUACACCAGCCCAUUUCUACAACCACAGAGAGAGGGUGUAUCUCCAGCAUCAAAUCAAUGCUGCUCUUUCAGGCCCUGUGCAUUUUAUUGCUGAUGUGGCAGUAGUGAGGGAGGGACAAGGAGGUGCAGGGUUCAUAUGCUAUGGCUCAAGAUGUUUUGGCCACAGCUGACAGCAGGCCUCGCUGAAUUAUCUGAAAUGCAAAGUCAGUUAGUUUAGUUACAGCUUUAAAUUCUGUUGUCCUGUAAAAAAAUUUUUUCAAGCUAAAGUUAAAAGUGUUCAGGCUACAACCAGUGCCGAAGAGCUUGGCUGUAUACUACACAAACUUUAAGUAAAAUACUUCAGAACCUGAUACACUCCUCUCCAUACAGCAAAGCACUGCAGAACAAGCAAAACAGCCAUUUUGUUUGGUAAUUGUAGAUUUCCUUCACAGAUCAAUAACCAUAUAAGAAUUCCUUCCCUCCCGCAAAGAAGCUAAACAGUUUCAAACAGAUGGUAUAAACUUACAAACAUAUGCCAGAGAGAGGGUAGCACAGGCUUUGUGUUACCAGAAUAUUCUCUGAUCUUAAAAUCCUUUUUUUUGUCAUCUUUACUCCUUUUAGGACAUACUUCACAUAUCUGAUACCUGACUGAUCUAAUGUUAGACGGACAGUUAACAUGUGUCUCAUGCUAAAUACUGGUUUUGACAGCAUAUAUGAACACUUAUGUUAGUUAGUUAGUGGUCCUUUUGUGUGAGCAAAAGCAAAAGCUCGUGCUUGGUUUGUCUUGGUUUGUUGUGUAAUCAUGAUACUGAAUAAGCUCACUGACCAAACCUGUCAACCUUGUUAAACACAUGGUAAAUAUUGUCCGAGCCGCUUAUUCAGCUUUACCUUUAUGAGUAGUUGAGACCAAUCAUUUAAAAAACGUGCUUCAAUAUGUAUCUGCGGUUAUAACUGAGACUGAUUUCAGAGGCUUCUUGGAUUUUUCUCUUUUCUUUCAGUAUCGUACAGUUUCAACAAGAUAGGCUGAUCACAGCCCUGUUUGCUCCAUCACUGUUUUAGGUCUCACUUAUGUGUUUAUGCCGGCCUUGAUUUGCAUUUGCUUGUGUUGUGUCUAGUUUUUGGUUUGGCUGUUGGUUAGUUUCAGAGCAUACACACAAGCACUCUCUAUUGUCCCACGAUCCUUUCAGGCCUCUUGUUGGUGGAGAGUAUGGGCGUGGCUGCAAUAAGAGAACCUUUCAUCUAGUAUUGUCUGUCGGUCUCCAAGAAGGCCACAUCCUCUAAACUGACAUGUUUAUUGUGUUUUAUAACAACCCAUAAAGGGUAUGAUUUUUAUCUCGUUUCUUACUCUACAGGACUAACGUAGUCAUGAAUUACUCAGAGGUGGAAUCUAAAGUCAGAGAAGCCACCAAUGACGACCCUUGGGGACCAUCAGGACAGCUUAUGACUGAAAUAUCAAGGUAAGAACAGCGCACAGUGGUGUACAACAUGUUCUGCUGCAAGCAUCAAGGUUAUUUGUAAACAAAUAAAUCAUUGAAAGAUUAUUACAAAGUACUUUUCAGCUGCAGGAACAUUUUUAGAGCUCCCUGCUGAUGAAAUUUUCCUCCAUUGUGUCCACAAGAUCUCCAUUUUAAGUUUGGAUUAUUUUAUUUUUGCCCUGCCAAUAAAGCCCCUGUUUCCAAGGUAGUAUUUAUCUGCAGUGCAGAGACUGCGCUGCACUGUUGGGGGUAGUCCUGAACACAAGCCUCAAAAUCACUGCAACAUGUGAAACGCAAUCCUUUAAACUCUGAAAUUACAGGUCUCAGCAUUAGAGCGAGGGAGGAGAUUCAUCGUUUUUCGUGGUGCUCUGGUUGACCUAAGAAUGUCAAUUAUUCUCACUGAAGACUUUAGUAGCUGUGUUUUCAUGUGCAGGAUUUUUUUCAACCUGAUUUCAAUCUUUCUAAAUGAGGAUUUCAACCCUAUCAUACUAAAUAAAAUGAUCCAAUUAAGAUUUGUGUGUACAUUUAUUAAGAAGUUACUUAACCAUUAAAAAAAUUGUUUUAACAUUCUGCCAGUCUAAUGUGUCAGAAAGACUUGAAGAAACAGUCUGACUGUUUCUGCUGUUACUACAUCAUUAUAUAUAACAUGUUAGAAAGAAAGUUUGAAUAGAAACCUUACUGUAUCUGUACCCCUUUACAUAUUCAUUCUCCGUUUGCCCCUCCAUCAGAUAUUACUUUCUCCCACUCUUUCCCCUUGUAACUUUGGAGGUCUUGCGUUUUAUUCAUUUAUUUAUUUUUGGACCACCAAGAUGCUCAACAACCCUGAGCUCUUACAAAGUCUCUGGUCAAAAGUUGUGUAGACUCACUUUAACUUUGCUCCUGCUGUGUUUCUACCCUUCCUGGAAACAACAAAAGUUGAAACUCCUCCAGUCAUGUGGAGAGUAAGGCAUGCCCAGUGAAAAGAGUUUAACCCCAUUCUGAAGGAGUGGUUACACUGGCAAUGAAACGGCAUUCACAUGAGGUGUGCACAUGCAGCAUCUUUAUUCUCAGAUGGCUGUUGGUCCAGUUUUGAGUGCUCCCUGACUGAGUGGUGUGGCCAAAUUGACUGUAAUUAAUCCAUGGAUUAUCAACUACUGGUAUUUUGAAUGCAUCCAUGCACUCGUAUCUUUAGCUUCAAUUGAUAGGUAAAAAAAAAUUCACGCUGUGUUCAAAUGUAUUGAACGUAAAAAACUGAAGGUUUUUUUUUCUUUCUUAUUUAUUAUUUAUUCUCUACAAGUGUGUACUUCUAUAUAAAUACAGAUGUUUCAGCUGCACUGCAAUGAACCUCCUUUAAGUUAACUGUCUCAUCAGGUGCAGGGGGACGUGUAACUUUUAGUUAUUUUUCAAUGUCUUACUGACCUGAUUUGCAGUGAGUACCUAAACACCUAAACACAAACAAAAGUGUACUGAAGGAACCUGCACUUCCUGAAAUACUUCCUGAGUAUGUUUCCGCAGGCUUCUUUGUACAAGAAAAUCUUUGUUAAAGGGUUUUUAAAGGACUUAACAUCCAGCUGUUGCUUGUCACACACAACAAAUAAAACCACUAUUUUCCCCCUCUUUAUUCUGUGAAUGUUUCUUUAAUCAGAGCCACGUUCAUGUACGAGCAGUUCCCAGAGGUGAUGAACAUGCUGUGGGCCCGCAUGCUGAGAGAUAACAAGAAGAACUGGAGGAGAGUCUACAAGGUCUGCCACAGCACUGUUGCAACAUCUCACCAACACACAGGCUUAGUCAUGUGCAAAGUCUCACUCAAUUUGAGGCUUAUGAGCUCAAGGUUACAGUUUGAAUUUGACCUAAAACUUGAACCAGACAAAAUUAAAACAGAUGUGGCUUAAAGCUGGAAGCUUUUCAUAUUGAGUGAUCUGUCAAGUCCAACCUUACCGCUGAUUUCUUACAGGCAGGACUAAGCUGUCAGUUUUAAGCAAAGAAAAAUAGGUGGAGGCAGAUGUUUUUAAUAGUACAGUUAAGUUUUUAAUAUGAGAAACAAAACAGUUGGCCUCAAAAGACAUGUUAAUGCCUCAAAGAGUAAAGAUGUUAUUUUUUUUUUAAUAGUUUAAGUCACAGUCUGAGCUGAUCCUAUUAGACUAUGGAGGAAAAAACUGACAGAGUGACUAUAACAGGAUUAAAGUUAAGAAUGAGACAUAAGCCUUUCUUUCCCUAAUGCCGUUGUGUGUCUGCUUCUCAGUCAUUGCUGCUGCUCUCACAUCUAAUCAAGAACGGCUCUGAGAGGGUUGUUACCAGUGCCAGAGAACAUCUGUAUGACCUGAGAUCAUUAGAGAGCUACCACUUUGUAGGUAAGUCACACCUCUGAUGAUCUUCUUAGCUUUCUCUCAUUAAAUAAUCUUUUUGUUGCUGCAUGUUGGAGGAGAACCAAGAAAAUGAAAAAGAAAAUCCUUCCUCUUUUUAAUUGUGCUUUAACUUCAGUAAGGCACAAUCUACACCUCAGUGUUGUAGCAUCGAGUGUUAAUUAACAAUAGUUUCAGUGUGAGCUGUAAUGGAUGGAGGUCUUAAGCACUUCUUAUUCCACAAACCCUUAACCACAGCACACACGCAUAUACACACUGCCCUCAAGCUGCUUUCAUUCCUCGCAACCAUGUGUUUAUUUAAGGUGCAGCGUACAAACAAGAACAUUCAACUUCCACCGACAGCUCAUCUGUAUUGCCUGUGUGUGCGGUUCAAAUACAUAUGUGUUUAUGUGUCUUUAAAUUUCUAUUUCUAGAUGAGAAUGGGAAGGACCAAGGUGUGAACGUUCGUCAGAAGGUGAAAGAGCUGGUAGAUUUCGUGCAGGAUGAUGACAGGCUCAGAGACGAGCGGAAAAAGGCGAAGAAGAACAAAGACAAAUAUGUUGGUGUAUCCUCAGAGAGUAUGGGUAGCCGCGGUUAUUGUAAGUCCCCAGUAACAAUAAAAAUAUGCUUUAUUGUUGAUAAAGGUGUUUGAUAUUCAGUUAAUGCUUUCUCUUCUGUGCCACCUAUCUGAUUUCCUUUCCUCCAGCCGGGGACAGGUACGAGUCUAGUGAAAACCGACGAGAUAAGUGGGACGAUGACUGGGAGAAGAAAGGGCAAUUUCCCUUCAGCGAGAAGUUGGGCGAGAUCAGCGACAAAAUUGGCAGCACCAUUGACGAUACCAUAAACAGGUUUAAGAAGAAGGAGAGAGACGACUCACCAGAUCGAUUUAGGUAGGAUUGACAAAGCACCUGAGUUUGUUUUGAAAGGCACAAACCACGCUCCAGGAAUGAAUGAAAAGGAAGCUCGCACCAUCACUAUAAGUGGAAAUGAAAAACAAAAGUUCUCUACCUCACCACUGCUGGUAAAAAAAAAAAAAACCCAAAAAAAUAGAAAAUAGUUCUUUAUUUUGUAGUUUUCCAAACACAAGGCUAGAAACACACAGCAGGAUUUUAAAAUCUACUAGUCCAACUUUUCAUUUAUAUUAUGAUGAUGUUGAUGAUGAUGAUGAUGGUGAUGAGAUGGUUUAGGAAAAAAAGACCAAUUCAAAGAGACUCCAUGCUCCAAGUUUUACAAGGGCCCUUUCUCAAACCAGUCCCUCCUCACCUCCACUCCAAAUGAAGCUAAAUGAAGCUUCAUGUAGAUGAAGGGCCCCAGUACAGAUGCAAGUUUCAAGACAGACUAGUCUUACUAUCCUGGGAGCAGGAAUUUUAUGUAACCAUGGUUACACGUCAAACAAAUUAUUAGCAGUUUACACAAAUAACCAUUUAGCCGAGUCAAAAAAGUUUGCUCCACACUAUAAGAAAUAUUCCCAAAUUAUAUUUAUGGGAAGUUUUUUUGGAGAUAUGAUUUUAAAUCUGAUGAAUAUAUUCUGCUUAAAAUAAAAGAGCACUUCUUUAUUGUCUCCAUAGUGACAAUGAGGAUGACCGCAGUCGCUCGUCUCACAAUGGCAAGUCAGCAAAAGACUAUAAGGAUGAAGAAGAGACUGUUACCACCAAGAGUGUACAGAUAGUCCAGGCAACAGAGACUACAGCAACACGGAAGAGAGGCGGGGUCCCGUCAAGAAAAGUAGACUUGGGGGCCGCUGCAAACUACACAGGAGAUAAGAGCCCAAACACCACCACCAAACAGGUAGACCCUGUGAGAGAGCAAACAGCUCAUAAAAAAAAAAGACUUGAUUUGUGAUCUGUUGGGUGAUCUUUUUCGUAACAUGUCUUUUCUCCAGCCUCAGCCAGCAGCCCCUCAGCCUGCCAGUACUGGCUUAGUCGACUUAUUGAUGGUUGACACAACACCAAGCAAGCCUGCUGCCACAGGUAUGAGACCACAAACCUCAAGUAUACUCCGCUUCUAGUUAAGAAAUGCUCUCAUUUGCUGUCGAACGAGAUUGCUACGUGUUGCAAUUCCCCGGUUUUAGCGUAUAAAUUAUACCAACAUGUUAAGCUAGCUAAGGAAAUAAAAGUAUCUGCCUCAUGUUGCAUAUUCUCAGCACUAUUCUUAACUAGACUUCAGUAAAUCCAGGAUCAACUAUGUAAAUCAGAGUUGCAACAUUGAUUAAAUUCAGAAAAACUCCACGGUGACUGCAGGACUAGACUGCAGUAAGGAUGCCCAGCUGCUAAAGCUAGCUUUAGAUAUUGGGGACAGCAGAGGGAGGGAUUUGAUGUAUAGUAACUAAGUGCAGCAGAUGUUUUUGGAGCAGUCCCUGGUGCAUGGAGAGGGUGGAAGAGCUGAACAGAUGUUUGGUCUUCUCCACCUAUCCACUGCUGCCGCCACCACCGCCCUCCCCCCUACUUCUCUGACACUGAAGGAAUGCUAACUAUGGAGGAAUGACACCUGGAGCUGGCUUGUUUAAAAUUGAUGUGUUAAUGUGUCUCUCCCAAUGCAGACCUGAUCGGUGGGUUUGCUGACUUCACCUCGCCUGCUGCCUCCGCUGGCCUCACCUCAGGAACUGGUUGGUUUCAAGACUUUUUUUUUUUUUGUUUGUGUGUGCAUGUUUGUGCUCUGCUUUUGCAGCCAUACUGCUAGAAUAUUCAGAGGGAUGCUGGGAGGAAGCCCUGGCCAUAUGGAGCCUGCUACCUGCUCUGCAUAACAAGAACAGACACACAUCAACUCCUGUUAUAGAUGACAAGGAGACAGGGACAGAGGUAGAAGUUGGUGGGGGGAGGAAGCUGGGAGAGACUAGGGGGGAGGGAGAGAUGGAGGGAGACAACAAGCAGGGCCAGUUCAAUAAAAAUUUAAAAUGUGGCACCAGUGGUCAGUGAGAAUGCUCUGAAAAACACAAGGCCAGCCUCGCUGAACACUCAACUGUUUAUUCCUAAUUGCUGUGACAGCGAAAAAAAAAAAAUCCUUGCCCCACUUUUGUUUGCAACAUCUUGCAGUUAUUUACACAGCUCACAAUACAAACAGCAAUGUUUGGAUAGAAUAAUAAACAUUCAUUUGGCUUUUUUCCCUUUGUGUUGUUUUAGCAGCACCGGCUUCAAGUAGCAACGGAGAGUUUGGAGAGUGGAACGCCUUCCCUGGAGGUCAGAUGCCAGCUGCAGCUCAGACUGUUGACAACAGUAACGACCUUUUCGGAGUCAUGGCAGCAGGUCCUGCUUUGGCCCCUGUUUCAGCACCCGUUUCAGCUGCAGGCUCUGGUCCCACCUCGGCAGACCUGUUUGACUUGAUGGGGCCAACUCAGACCCUCACCUCCUCGCAGAGCCUCAGCUUCAGUAUGAGCAGCACGCAGACCAUGAGCUCCACAGGCCUGCCCCAGUCUAUGUCACAGGUAUGCAUGACUGCACUCGAGCAACACACAUGCAACCUAUUAUUCAAUAAUUCAUUUUGUUCUUAUCAUAACAGGAGUCGUAAAAAGGGGGCCGAAAUGUUACAGGUGGAUACAAAUGAUCCCCAGGGAAAUAACUUUACACUCUGUGAUUUCAGAGUUCUUAAAAACAGAGCGAGUCUGAUACAAUUGAAGAUUUUUAAUAGACAUGGUAACUUAAAGAUGACAAAUGUUGUUUUAAAAAGUGGCAUAGGAUUUUCAAUGAUUGAACAUUCAUGACCAGAAAUACAUCCAGAGUUUACCUGCUGCUUGGGAACUUUGCAGUGUUAUAUGUAAUGGAUACUGAAACUGAAGCCCCCUGCAGAGACAAAGGAGGUGUUUCUAUUCUCAACAUCAGCUUUUAGGAUAAAACCUGAUAGACAGAAUUCUCUUUUCUUUUUCAAGCAUUAUGUUUGUUUCAUACUGGCUUUGAUAGUUUUAAGACAGGAAAACAUGAACUCUUGAGAGACAUAGUAAACCGUUCUGCUAUCACUCAUUUGCAAAAGAAAGUGCACAAAAAUGAAAAAAACACACAAGAAUAGAAAUUAAAAAGAAAAAUAUAACUAUGAAACUCUUUAUACAUAUGAAUAUUGCCCUGCAUAGACUUGUGUCUUGCUUUGAUUUAUUUCCAUUACAUUUGGUGUGAAAACAUGUCUAAGCUUUGAGGUUUUAUUAUGUUGUUACAAUGUCAGAUAUUCAACAUGCAAGAUUGAGCUAACACAGUCUAAGCUACAGCCAAAUUGUUACAGGAUUGAUGUUUUUAAUUUUCAAACAGGCUUUGGUUGUCUCUACAAAUGUGAGUGUAAUAGAAACAUCCUGGCAUGCACAUGUAAUCCUCUAGGAACCCUUUUAGCAAUUAAAUACUGUGGGUUUUAAGAGGGGAAACAAGUCAAGUAAGACAGUCAAAGACAUUUUAAUCUCAACGCAAAAUACCUGUAUGAAGAUUUCAAAUUUACUACAGCCUACCACUUCUUGUUGACCACAUCUGUGCGGUGAGAUAAAGAUGUACCGCGUGUGAUUGAAAGAUGGAGGACAGACACGAUGGUGGAGGGUUAACAUGCAGCCUCAACAGAUGCUCAUCUCCCCCAGAGACCGCCCACUAACCACCCACUCCUGCUGUUACUGACACACAGAAUGAGAAGAAUCAGUUUUGAGUUACAAAAACAUUAAAAAGCACACAAAAGCCGGUGGAUGUCGACUGAAUCUCGGCGUUAAAAGGUUACUGACCUACUUAAAUAAAACUAAGUCUUUGUUUUGCUGAAAAGACACCCACCACUCCCUCUGUGUGAAUUCAGUCGGAGACAGUAGCAGACUUCCCUGACUGUAUCAAGGUUAAGUAGGUCAGGCUUUUAAGGUUUAAGGACUUGAGUAAUGAGCAGAAACGGGUAUCUUUUCAUCAGUUGGGGCUUUAAUGUAUCUUCAGUGUGUUUUAGUAAUUUCAGUCGAGAUUAGCUUGUUUUCUAACUCGGUCUCUAUCUGUUCAGCCCCUUCAGAACAUGGGGGGUCCUCUACAACCGCAGCCUGUCAUGCCCCUCCAGCCGCUGCAGCCAGGAAUGGCCUCUCAAAAUGCCGGAGCCAAAGCAUCCCUCCCCUCCACUUGGUCAGACCCCUCAGUUAACAUCAGCUUGGACUUUCUGGGUCCAGGAAUGCAGCCACCCAAGCCAAGCCAGCCCACCCUCAACACCCUUCAACAAGGUUAGAGUAAUGUGAGAUCUGGCACAAGAGGCUACACCAUGGCUGGGCUCUCCUUCAAAGCACUCAGCGGCAAAUGUGAUUUGAAAUUUGUCAUUUUUUGUUAAUUGAGUGUGUUCUCUCAUUUCCAGGCAACCAAGCACCUGCCAGCAUGCUCUCCCAGGGAUUCUCCGGUAUGAGCAUUGGAACUACAACAGUCAGACCGCCUGUAAAUCCUAUGAUGCACCCUGGAGCUGGCAUGGGAAUGGGCAUGGGGAUGGCCCCCAACCAGGGCAUGAUGGGGAUGGGGAUGGGGAUGAACAUGGGGAUGCCACAGGGAGGUAUGACCAUGGGUAUGCCCGCUUCUAUGGGUAUGGGAAUGGGGAUGAACCCUGCAAUGGUCCAACAGCCCAAACAAGAUGCCUUUGCUGACUUUGCCAACUUUGGAAAAUGAUGGAGCCGGAGAGCUAAGAUAAUCUGGUGGAGCGGUACGGGCCUCUCCAUCUCUUUCUCUCCGUCCAUUGGUGAAGGACUGUUAAGAGCUGCAAACAAAGAGUACUUGAAUAAUAUCAACCAUCACAUACCAACACCCUUGAUUUUUUUUUAAAAAUAAUGCUGUGUAGCGAUAUGGAUCGAAAUGAAUGUGUUUGUGUUGUGUGUGUGAACCAAUGAUCUGUCUGCUCCGGGUUAUGGUCAGACACACACAGAUGACUGCACGCCUCAUUGGUCAGUCACCAGUCAGUGAGGGGAGGAUAGAGUGAAUGUUGGGGAUUUGCUUUAUAACCUCAAUCAAGUCAAAUCACCAGACUAGCAAAAACAAAAAAAUAUCAGUAGCUGCAUAAUUGUUUUUGAGAUGUAUUCUCAGUAACUUUACUGGAUGAUUACUUUGAAUAACAUGAUCAGCCAUUUUAACUUUCUAAUGUACAUUUAAGAAUGUCGAGUUACCUCCUUUUUUUUCUUGUCCUCGCUCUUCCUUUGACCUGUAAAUAGAAAUCUGAAGCCCUUACAGAUAAGUUAUGAAGUUCUGGUGCGAAGUCACAAUGUGAAGAGUUGGAUCAUACAGACCAAAUCUGGGAUUAAUUAAGACCUUUAUCAGCACAUUGACACCUUCUCUUUGUACAUACAUGUCCACACACUCCAAAUGUGGCCUGUCAGUGCUACAGCUUAAGAAUGAGUGUUGGGAGUGAAGGCGGUUGAUUAAUUUGGGGAGCUUCUCCUUUAAACGACCAUCAUUUGUGGCCUUUCUUAUUUCUAAAUAUAUUAUAUAUUUUACUUAUGAAGAGUAUAAUCAGUUUGCAUCCAAAUGAGAUAAUCAGUAGGUAGGAAAAGCCUCACAUGGAGGUUGUUGGUUGUUAAUAACAGUGCCUGGAAGAUCUCUUUUCUCUUCAGUUCACCUCUGUGAAGGAGACAGUGUGAUUGCAGUGUUGAUGACAGAGCUUCUGUACGAUGUACACAUGUGUUUGCUUCAAGCCAAGCGUACUGUCUGUUCACCUAUCAAAUGCUAUUGUAUCAUUAUUUUCAUCUGAUUUGUUUUGUGUGUCCCACACCCUUUAAUUUGUCCUUCUCUACUCAGGUGAGAGAAGUCGGAAAAAUAUUGAUCUCAUCUCAGUUUAACACCUCAAGUGUUGGUGCAGACUGUUAUUGCGAUUGUAUCAUGCAUCUAUGUGUUGUCUGUUCAAUGUUCACCUGUGUGUCUUGGUAAAAGCUGCCUGCUCACCCUCCAUCUUUUCUGUUGAUACACAUAAAAUACAGCAGUUCAAAUCAGUGUUGUUGCAGUCGUGACCAUACUCAUCCUCAUCAUUCUGCAUGUGUUGCUCAUAGUAAUAAUGAUCAUUUGAGAGGAAGCACUCUCUCCAGUUUGGAGCAGUCUGUGCACACCCAGUGCGUAAUAGUGUUUGGAUGUGGGUGUGUUGUGGGACAGCGCACCAUGAACAGUCCCAUUCAGCUGUGAGUCGUACAAAGCAUUGCUCUUCAGUGGUUCAAGUGCCUGCCGAUGGUUGCCUCCUGACCCUUGUAAUAAGUGAUUGAUAAGUGACUCUUGGCUGCCUGACAUUUUGAGUUUGUCAACGAUCAGAUAAAUAAUUCACUGACCAGAGGAGAGGGCAGUGGAUUGUGCAGCGCCAGGAGGAUUGAAGUUGUGCUUUCCUGCUCUCCUGAGGGCUCACGAGGCUGAGCACACUAACACAUAGUAGCCUUGCGUCAGAGUCUGAAGCAUUAAAAUGACCAAAAUCUGUUUGCUGUUUUUCUAAAAUAUAUCAGUAGACAUUGUUUUAUGCAUUUUUUCUACUUCAAAUUGUUUUGAUUUUCUCUACAUAAUGGGAUUGUUACUGAAACACUAGCAUAUGCAAAUGUAUAAAAAAAAGAAAUCCUUUGAGAAAAAUUAAUUUUGCAUUAUUCCCAUUUUGAUUUGAUUUACAUAUCAAGAUUCUUUAUCUACAACAUUAAACAGUUGAUUGAAAUUUGUUAA